AUGGAUUUUUUGUACACCUUGUUGACUUUCAUAGCCUUCUCUUUUCUGGGUAUCUUCCUAGCCUUGUGUUUCAUCAUGCUGAACAUGAUCAUGGGAAAAUCAAUAGGGGAUUCAGAUUAUGCACCUGUAAAAGGCACAGUGUUUAACCAGCUAUUCUACUUCAACACCCUCCAUGAUUAUCAUACUGAAAUGGCCAAAACUCAUCCAACUUUAAGGCUUCUGACUCCUGAUCAAAGCGAAUUGUACACCAUAGACCCACGAAAUGUUGAACAUAUAUUGAAAACCAACUUUGAUAAGUAUUCCAAAGGCAAGUAUACCCAAGAUAUAAUUUCUGAUCUUUUUGGUGAAGGGAUUUUUGUUGUUGAUGGUGACAAGUGGAGGCAGCAAAGAAAGCUCGCAAGCUAUGAAUUCUCCACAAGAGUUCUUAGAGAUUUCAGUUGUUCUGUUUUUAGAAGGAAUGCUGCCAAGUUGGUCAGAGUUAUCUCAGAAUUUUCCCAUGAGGAUCAGGUUUUUGAUAUGCAAGACAUACUAAUGAGAUGCACUUUGGACUCCAUAUUCAAAGUUGGUUUUGGAACGGAGUUGAAUUGCUUAGAGGGAUCAAGCAAAGAGGGAAGUGAAUUCAUCAAGGUCUUUGAUGAAUCAAAUGCUUUGAUUUAUUGGCGCUAUGUUGAUCCAUUCUGGAGGAUCAAGAGGUUUCUUAACAUUGGUUGUGAAUCUACCCUUAAAAGAAAUGUGAAAAUAAUAGAUGAUUUUGUCCACGGAAUAAUUAAGAACAGAAAAGCGCAAUUGGCAGUUCAGCAAGAAUCUAAUGUCAAAGAGGACAUACUAUCAAGGUUUUUGAUUGAGAGCAAGAAGGAUCAAGCAACUAUGACUGAUCAGUAUUUGAGGGACAUAAUUCUCAACUUCAUGAUAGCUGGCAAAGACACGAGUGCAAACACUCUUUCAUGGUUCUUCUACAUGCUUUGCAAGAACCCUCUUAUAGAAGAAAAGAUUGCACAGGAAGUGAGAGAUGUCACUUGUAGUCAUGAAAGUGAAAUAAACAUAGAUGAAUUUGUCGCCAAUCUAACAGAUGAUACCCUUGAUAAAAUGCAUUAUCUUCAUGCAGCAUUGACAGAGACCUUGAGACUUUACCCUGCAGUUCCUCUGGAUGGAAGAACAGCAGAGGCACCUGAUAUUCUUCCUGAUGGCCACAAACUGAAGAAGGGGGAUGGAGUGUACUACUUGGGCUAUAGUAUGGGUCGAAUGUCUUCCAUUUGGGGUGAAGAUGCUGAGGAGUUUCGUCCUGAAAGAUGGCUCAACAAUGGAAUUUUCCAACCCGAAUCUCCAUUCAAAUUCGUAGCUUUCCAUGCUGGACCCCGUAUCUGCUUAGGGAAGGACUUUGCAUACAGACAGAUGAAAAUAGUAGCAAUGGCUGUUAUUCGUUUCUUCAAGCUUAAACUGGCAAAUGGAACACAAAAUGUGACUUAUAGGGUCAUGUUUACACUUCACAUGGACAAGGGCCUCCCUCUCUCUGCAAUUCCAAGGGUCAUGACUCUUGAUCAGGGUCCAAGUGAAGGGUAG
Molecule: messenger RNA, 1560 nt
Organism: Abrus precatorius (Indian licorice)
Lineage: Eukaryota; Viridiplantae; Streptophyta; Magnoliopsida; Fabales; Fabaceae
Product: cytochrome P450 704C1-like
Exons: 5
Coding region: 1-1560 (519 amino acids)
Molecular function (GO): iron ion binding; oxidoreductase activity, acting on paired donors, with incorporation or reduction of molecular oxygen; monooxygenase activity
Source: RefSeq, a predicted model, not a curated record